Molecule: messenger RNA, 6757 nt
Organism: Salarias fasciatus (jewelled blenny)
Lineage: Eukaryota; Metazoa; Chordata; Actinopteri; Blenniiformes; Blenniidae
Gene: eif4g3a
Product: eukaryotic translation initiation factor 4 gamma, 3a
Exons: 37
Coding region: 436-5976 (1846 amino acids)
Cellular component (GO): eukaryotic translation initiation factor 4F complex
Molecular function (GO): protein binding; translation initiation factor activity; mRNA binding
Source: RefSeq, a predicted model, not a curated record
CCGAAUCAUCUGUCCUGCCCGGACUGCUGGAAGCGGCCGCAACGCCAUGUUGGCGAAGUCUCUCAUCUCUGUGAGGAAAAAAUGAUAGAAAACACACUUGCCGAGAAGAAAAGGUAGAUCGCCGAGGGAGGUCGAAGAUCGCGGCGAUUAUUUCGUUUUUGAGAGAAACGAACCGGGCCGGAUCCGCAGAGGUUCCGGACGGGCGAGGGAGGCUAAACCUCCCACCGUCCCCAUGAAUAGCACCGCUGAUCCGAACAGCGACUUUCCAUGAAAAAAAGACAUUUGUGUUGCUAUUCGAGCUUCGUUAUCCCAGUUCGUUAAAGGGAUUUGGGGCCUGCUUCAAGAAUCUGCUACGCUUGCUCAAUGCAUGCAAGCUAGGCACUGCUCGUCUCAGUAUUUAUUAAGGUAUUGUUUUAUUUGUUGAUUUUUGUUGCGAUGAGUUUGCCACCGAAAGUGGUCCCCAAACCCGCCGCUGUCGCAGUUAGCGGACCUGGAAGUGGCCCCUCUCCGUCGAGCCAACUGCGGGCUACCCUGACCUCCGUGUCUCUGCCGCCGGGAGCCCCGACAGCCCCACAGCCGGGCGCCGUGCCGCCGCCUCAAAUCCCCAGGGUUCAGCCCUCACUGGACGACCGAAUCUUUCCCACACAGCCUGGAGUCGCUGCAGUCUACAGCGUAUCCAGGCACGCUGGCCCUACCUACACCGCUCACGACAUUACAAAGGGACACCCUAACUUGGCCGGCACCCCGCCCGGUCAUGCCCACUCCCCGGCGCUCUCUCAGGUAUCAGUACCCGCAGCUUCCCCAUAUCGCUACCCUAAGGGCUGGGAGGCAGGCGGAGGGUCUCCAUACAACCCUGGGCAAAAUGCUGGCUCCGCUCCUUUAGUGUAUUCUCCCCAGACACAGCCAAUGAAUGCACAGCCACAGAGUCGCCCGAAGCUGAUUGUGGGUGGUGGUGGUAUCGCUGAUGGCUUACUGGACAUGAGUCUGCUCUAUUUUGCUACGGGCCCUCGACCAACCCACCAUCAGGGAGGAUUCAGGCCCAUCCAGUUUUUUCAGCGGACUCAAAUGCAGACCGCGAGGCCCACCAUCCCGACCAACACGCCCUCCAUACGGCCUGGCUCGCAGACUCCCGCCGCCGCCGUCUACCCCACUAAUCAACCAAUCAUGAUGACCAUGGCACCCAUGCCUUUCCCUUCCCCACAGGCUGCACAGUACUACAUCCCACAGUAUCGCCACAGUACGCCCUAUGUGGGACCUCCUCAGCAGUACUCUGUACAGCCCCCGGGGUCUGGCACCUUCUAUCCUGGUCCAGGGCCAGGGGAGUACCCUGCCCCAUACCAUCCCCUCAGGUACCACCCACCUGUCUCACCCUCUGUCCCGGCUCCCGUCCCCACAGCUGGUCCACCCUACUACCCCGGACAGACUGUGUACCCCCCCUCACCCCCUAUCAUAGUGCCUACACCACAGCAACCUCCACCAGCCAAGCGUGAGAAAAAACCAAUCCGUAUCCGCGACCCCAAUCAGGGUGGCAGGGAUAUCACAGAGGAGAUCAUGGCAGGAGGUUCAGGGAGCAGGAAUUCAACACCUCCGGUCGGCCCCCCCUCCUCGACCCCGACCCCACCACAGUUUUUAUGGCCGCACCCUCAUUAUCCUCACAUUUUCUACCUCAAAUCGCAGCAGCAGCAGCAGCUGAGCAGCAGCCAGACUCCAGAGCAGCAGUCGCAGCCUCAGCCUCCUCAGCAACAGCAAGCCCAUCCCGGAAGCUACACGUUGGAGCCGCCGCAGCAGCCGCAGCAGCUACAGCCCCAGCAGCCUCAGCAGCCAUUGACAACUGGGGCUUCAGACACCAAACCAGGGCCAGAUGAAACGCCAAAAUUGGAGCCAGUUGUCCAGAAGUCUUCCUCACCCGUGCUGGUGCAGCCCGAAGCCCCUUCGGAGAGACCGGAGGCCAGCGCUCCUGCAUCUGAGCCUUCUCCUCCUCUCGAACCGGAGCUUCUCUUCCCCGUCUCGUUGGCCGCGCCCGCCUCUCUCCCGCUCGCCGUGGCCAACGCCAGUGAUCGCCCCUCAGCCAGGGAGCCUGCUGCUUCAGCCUCCUCUUCAGCCUCCUCCUCUGCCUCCUCUUCGGCCGGGGAGAGCAAACCCUCCCUGGCACCACCUCAGACACCCAACACAGACAAGCCUCUCUUGGACUCGCCGCGAACGUUAGCCGCCUCUCCGUCGGCGGCUCCCAAGGCCUUGAACGGCCUCGCAGAAUCCGAGCUGGAUGCCUCAACGCACGAGCCCUCCCUCCCGCCCCCAGCUGCACUCCAGCCCAAGGCCUCCACUCCUGCGUACAGAGAGGCCUCCACCUCCUCCUCCUCCUCCGAGAACCUGCCCUCUGACAUGAGGCCGGAGGUGCCGAUUGCUGCUGCGCUCUCCCCCAUGGCGCCCGUGGCUGUGGUUCCAGUCACCCUGACCUCAAGCCCCAUCCCGUCGCUGCCAGUCAUGCUCCCCCCCGGCCUUCCGCCUCUAGUGCAGGCCACGACAGAGGCCGAUGAGCCCAGCAAGUCCCUAGACACUAAAGACCUCAUUCCCAGAGGAGGGACAGAGGCACAGGGUGGCAUUACGGAGAGCAAAACCGAGUCUCCGCAACAAGCACUCAGUAGGAAGAGUCCCACUACAGUAAAUCAAACUGCUUCUGCUACACCAAAGACCUGGAGAAAACCAAAUGAAGGGGUCUCUGCUGGAGACGCAUCUCAAAAGGAAGAGGAGGAGGAGGUGGUGGAGGAUGAGUCCAAACCAGCCGAUCAGCCUGCUGGAGACCAGACCUCGCAGCCAGCCCCUCUGAGCGGCAGCCUGGCGCCCCUGCCCUCCGUCUUCAGCUCCACGCCCGCUCCCGCUCCCGCGACCUGCCCGGAGGCCGAUGGGAAGCCCGCCGCUCCGGAGGAAAAUGGCGACGCGGAGCUGGAGCCAAUGAGGAACGGAGCCGGCCACGCCUCGGAGACGGAGAGCAGCGACAGCGGAGCGGCUCCCGGAGACAAGGAGAACUCCACAGGCGCCCCGCAGGAUAUGGAAGACCUGACUGAGCCCAGCGGGAAGCGUCAGUAUGACAGGGACUUCCUGUUAGGCUUCCAGUUCAUGCCCGCCUGCGUUCAGAAGCCCGAAGGGCUGCCGCCGAUCAGCGACGUGGUGCUGGACAAGAUGAACCAAAACAAGUUGCCGUCCCGGGUGGUGGACUCCAGGGUGAUAUCCAGAGGACCUGACUUCACACCCGCAUUCGCGGAUUUCGGGAGGCAGAUGACCGGAGGACGAGGCGCUGCGCUAAUGAAUAUUGGGGCUCGGCGGCCUCCGCCCAGGAAGAUCAUCAUGAACGUGUCGGUAAACGAUGAUGUUCAGCUGAAAAAAUCGGAGAAUGCUUGGAAGCCCGGCCUGAAGAGGGAGGGUCCUUCAGAGGACCCCGAAGUGCAGAAAACACAGGACCUCUUCAGGAAGGUACGGAGCAUCCUGAACAAGCUGACCCCUCAGAAGUUCAACCAGCUGAUGAAGCAGGUGACAGACCUGACCAUCGACACCGAGGAGAGGCUCAAAGGGGUCAUCGACCUGGUCUUUGAGAAGGCGAUCGACGAGCCCAGCUUCUCCGUGGCCUAUGGAAACAUGUGCCGCUGCCUUGCCACCCUGAAGGUGCAGAUGACGGACAAACCCAACAACACCGUCAACUUCCGCAAGCUGCUGCUAAACCGCUGCCAGAAGGAGUUCGAGAAGGACAAAGUGGACGAUGUGGUGUUCGAGAGGAAGCAGAAGGAGCUGGACUCUGCUGCAUCGUCGACGGAGCGCGAGCGGCUCCAGGAGGAGCUGGAAGAAGCCAAGGACAAGGCCCGACGGCGCUCCAUCGGCAACAUCAAGUUCAUCGGCGAGCUCUUCAAACUGAAGAUGUUGACGGAGGCCAUCAUGCACGACUGUGUGGUGAAGCUGCUGAAGAACCACGACGAGGAGUCACUGGAGUGUUUAUGCAGGCUGCUCACCACCAUCGGCAAGGACCUGGACUUUGAGAAGGCCAAGCCUCGAAUGGAUCAAUAUUUCAACCAGAUGGAAAAAAUCGUCAAGGAGCGCAAGACGUCGUCUCGGAUACGGUUUAUGUUGCAGGACGUCAUCGACUUGAGAUUGCACAACUGGGUCUCUCGGAGAGCCGACCAGGGCCCCAAAACCAUCGAGCAGAUCCACAAGGAGGCCAAGAUUGAAGAGCAGGAAGAGCAGAGGAAAGUGCACCAGCAGCUGCUCUCCAAGGACAGCAAGAGACGGACAGAUCCCCGGGAGCAGAGAGAGCAGCGCGUGCAGAGAGAAGAGACCUGGAACACUGUGCCUAUGACCAAGAACAGCAGGACCAUCGACCCCAGCAAGAUCCCAAAGAUCUCCAAGCCUCAGAUGGAUGAGAAGAUCCAGCUGGGCCCGCGGGCUCAGGUCACAUGGGUGAAGGGCAGCAGCGGAGGGGCGAAAGCCAGCGACUCGGAACUGUCCCGGACAGCUGGCCUGAACCGAUACUCCGCGCUGCAGUCCACGCCUGUGCCUCAACCCUCCACCACGCCUCCACAGAACCCAGACUACGACUCCAGGAGAACUCUGGGAAGCAGUCGGAGCAGUGCGGGCAGAGAACGCAGCGAGAAGCCUCUGAUCUCCGCCCCGCCGCCCUCACGGCCCUCCCCGUUCGUUCGGGGAGGCAGUUCAAAGGAGCUGCUGGAUAGUCAAAGCCCGGAGGAGCUGCGGAGGGAGCGGGAGGGAGCCGAGCCGCGGAGACCAAGUGUCACCGAAGACAAACCGGAGAUGGAGCGCAGCAGAGUCAGGGAGCCUGUGAAAGCUGAGCCAGCGGCCCCGACACCAGACAAACCUGCUCUGUCUGAAGAGGAAAUUGAGAGGAAGUCCAAGUCCAUUAUUGACGAAUUCCUGCACAUAAACGAUUACAAGGAAGCCAUCCAGUGUGUGGACGAGCUGGACUUGGGCCCCCAGCUGAACAUCUUUGUGCGCGUCGGGGUCGAGUCGACCCUGGAGCGCAGUCAAAUCACCCGGGACCACAUGGGCCAGCUCCUGUUCCAGCUGGUGCAGCAAGGGAUCCUGCCCAAAGCGCAGUUCUACAAAGGGUUUGCAGACACGCUGGAGCAAGCAGACGACAUGGCCAUCGACAUUCCCCACAUCUGGCUGUACCUGGCCGAGCUGCUCAGCCCCGUGCUGAAGGAGGGGGGCUUCUCUAUGAGAGAGCUCUUUAGUGAAUUAAGCAAACCUUUGCUUCCUGUGGGAAGAGCUGGGAUCUUAAUUUCUCAAAUACUGCACAUACUAUGCAAACACAUGAGCCAUAGGACCGUGGGUUCUUUAUGGACGGAAUCUGGCCUCAACUGGACUGAUGUUCUACCAGAGGGAGAGGAUGUCCAGUCCUUCAUCUCACAACAGAAACUCCAGUUCGUUCAACUGGACAGCUCCAGCCCCGAGGCGGCUCUGUCUAAAAAGAUCUUAUCUCCCGAGGAGCUGAGCCAGCAGCUGGAGAGACUCCUCCUGGAGGACAUGGCCAGUGACGAGCAGAUCUUCGACUGGGUCGAGGCAAACCUAGAUGAAUCUCAGAUGAGCUCGUCCCCCUUCCUGAGGGCUCUGAUGACAGCUGUGUGUAAGGCAGCAGUGAAAGACGAUAACGCCAGCUGUCGAGUGGACACGGCCAUCAUCCAGAGGAGAUUGCCUGUAUUACUCAAGUACCUUAACUCAGACACUGAGCGACAGCUGCAAGCACUUUAUGCACUUCAGGCGCUGAUCGUUACCCUCGAUCAGCCUCCAAACCUCCUCCGGAUGUUCUUUGACUGUCUGUACGACGAGGACGUGAUCUCGGAGGACGCUUUCUACAAGUGGGAGACGAGCAAAGACCCCGCCGAGCAGCUGGGGAAAGGCGUGGCCCUCAAGUCCGUCACGGCCUUCUUCACCUGGCUGCGGGAGGCCGAGGAGGAGUCGGAGGACAAUUGACGAGGGAGACGAGGCGUAGUAGAACUGCAUCCUGACGGCAGAGCAAACUUUCAAAAUGGAUGCUUGGGCAGGACGACAUGUUUACUGCUGGAAUUUUUUUCUUCGGUACGGUUCUAAAACAUGCCGCCAUUUUGAGUUUGGAUUCCAACGGCGGAAGCACUAAAUACCUGUAUUAUAUAUAGAAAAUAUUUUUGUUUUAAAUUUUAACUUACUUUUCUUUUGUUACUUUUUAAGAAGAGACUUAAAAAAUACAUAGGUUCUGGACUCUUUAAUUUAUUAUUUUUUUAAGGACUGCAUAUACAAAAGUUAUUUAACAUUUGCAGAUGUUCACAAUGAGAACAUGACGACAGAAAUAACAAUAUAAUUAAUUAUAAUAACAAAAUAAUAAUUGUGAAAUAAAUAGCCGCCCCAGAAUCCACACUGUUUGAUUUACAACAGGGUAAAACAAAAAUUAUUUUGGGAUGAAGGGGGGAGCAGAGAUAAAACAAAGACAAAAAAAAAAAAAAAAAGCAAGAGCGAAUGCACAGGAACUAUAAAUGUUGUCUGAGGUUCAGGUUAUCUUGUAAUAACCGCGAAGUGUUUCCCUCGGCCUCGGCUUGCCCUGCGUUGAUAUGUACAUACGCCUCGAUCGAGGCAGAGGUAUGCAUUUGAGAAGUGAUGCAAGCCAGACUGCAGAACUGUCGCACAAACGCAGACGAACAAAACGGAUACAUUCAGACAAAAUGAGCAAAACAACAAAAAAGAAAAAAAAAACCUGCAACUUUAAAAAGCAAAUGGCCAG